ACUGGUGCAGCGCCGAUCCCCCCACAUGCACGUGCAUGAUUUGUGAGUGGCAGGUUCUUAAAAAAAAGGCUCAGCACCGAAGUGUGUACAAGUGUGCAUGAGAAUGUUUUUCUGAAGCAUCUUUUUGUGCGGAGGAGCAUGUGUGCGGGCCGAGAGACAGUGUGAGGAUGCAUGGUUGGCAGGUGUUGUCGUGAUCGGUGGAGUUUUUGGUGUACUAUCGUUGUGUUGUCUGCCUUCCCCCUUCUCCUCCGAUUUGGUUAUCCUGUGAGGACAAAAAGCAUCCUGCUGGGAUGUCCACCUCGCCUGGUGCAAAUGAUGGGAGCCAAAGGAACUCUUUGGAGCUGGAUGCAGAGCACGCACAGAGAGUCCCCGGGGCGGAGCAAGGAGGGGGCCUGCCACCCCAGGUGAAGCUGAAAGAGAGGCAGAAGUUCUUUGAGGAGGCCUUUCAGCAGGACAUGGAGCAGUACCUGUCUACCGGCUACCUGCAGAUUGCUGAGAGGCGAGAACCAAUAGGCAGCAUGUCAUCCAUGGAGGUGAAUGUGGACAUGCUGGAGCAGAUGGAUUUGAUGGACAUGUCUGACCACGAGGCUCUGGAUGUGUUUCUGCACUCUGGAGGAGAGGACAACAGCGCUGCCUCACCUGUUGCAGGUCCAGACGUCGAGUCCUUCACCACAGAGAUCAGCCUCCAAGUUCCCACCCAGGCCGAGCUACGACACAAGCUCUCUUCAUUAUCAUCCACCUGCACUGACUCCGCCAGCCAGGACACAGAGGCCGGGGAGGAGGACGAGGAGGAAGAGGAGGAGGAGGGUGAGCAAGGAGGAGGAGGGGGCGUUGGGGGAUCAGGAGCAGCAGGAGGAGGAGGAGGAAGGAGGAGAAGACCCCCUGUGGUAGUGACCCUGGAUGAAGAAGAGGUACACCCUGACACGGUGCUGGUGGACAGGGCGGAGCGCGAAAAUCAGACCAGCAAAGACUGUGAGGAAAGCAGGCCAGAGGUUUGAGGAGAGGCGGAGUGAGACACAAACACCCAACAGCUGCCAAAUCAAACUCAGACAUAACGAUAUUGGCUUUGUUCUUAAUAUUCCUCUCAUAUGUCAGAGAAACAUAUGAUAGAAAGUGCAACCUCAGUGCACUAACUGCCACAUGACCUUACCUUGAGAGACGCGAGUUUUCAAUUCUAAUUGAUCUUAUAAAACAGGUUUUUAUUCCUUUUUAGCAUAACGUCAUCGAACGGCUUAGCGUUUCUCCUGUUUCUGUUUCUCCUGCUGUAUGUCGAGGCCUGUUGCUGAUUAACGACUGAGUAAUGAGGACAUAGAAACACACUAAAAAUCACCCACACGACCCUUCUGCUAUGCUCCAUCCUUUACUUAUAGACUGCAGCGGUCAUGUGUUUCCCAUUAUUGCUUGUGUUGGAGAUUAAGCGUAGAGCCUAAAGUACCCCAUUUGGCCAAAAUAAAGAAGCUAGCUUUUAAAAUCUAACUGCAGGUCAGGAAUGUGAAGUCAGUUUUUAAUCUGUAAAAGAAAUGUUGCCAUGCAAAUUCACCGGCCAAAGAUUUUAUACUUUAUAAAAUCCACGUGUGUGAAACCAGGUUUGGUUCUGUUUGCACAGGUUUUCUAAAAUAUGUGCUCUAUGAAACUGUUCUAGGGGUUAAAGCUAUGAAAUGAGACUUUCAAUUGUGCAAUUUCUCUUCCAAAAUUCAUUUUAGUGCAACAAAUGCAAAGAUACACUACUCACAGAAAUGAAGGGAACACUCGAUCAUCACUUGGUAUGACAUAAAGUCGUUUAAACUUCGGGAUAUUAGUCUUUCCUUUCAUUUGAAGCUUUGCUGCAAGUGAAAGUGAACUGAAGAGGCAACGAGUGGUUUUGCCACAAAGCAUCAAUCUCUCGUUAUUUCCU
Messenger RNA from Oreochromis aureus, 1894 nucleotides. RefSeq names its product dystrobrevin binding protein 1b (gene dtnbp1b). Gene Ontology annotation, biological process: regulation of synaptic vesicle exocytosis; neuron projection development; platelet dense granule organization. Lineage: Eukaryota; Metazoa; Chordata; Actinopteri; Cichliformes; Cichlidae. The record is from RefSeq and is a predicted model, not a curated record. The transcript is spliced from 4 exons. Bases 291 to 998 code for a protein of 235 amino acids. Gene Ontology annotation, cellular component: BLOC-1 complex; plasma membrane; synaptic vesicle membrane.